Suillus subalutaceus is the source of this 1170-nucleotide messenger RNA. RefSeq lists its product as uncharacterized. Lineage: Eukaryota; Fungi; Basidiomycota; Agaricomycetes; Boletales; Suillaceae. The coding region runs from base 1 to 1170 and encodes 389 amino acids. The transcript has 3 exons. The record is from RefSeq and is a predicted model, not a curated record.
AUGUCGGAGCACGUUAUCCUCAUUCAUGGCGACCUGUUGACCAAGGAGCGUCUGGAUGCAAUCCAUGAAGCACGUUCAAUAGAGGACACACCAAAACACUGCUUCGAAUUCCUUGUUUUCAUCCCUGGUCUUUUCCACUUCAAAAUGGCGUGCGCAGAUGCAUUGUGGCGUAUAUGGAUUAAGCCGAAGGAGGGGAGGAACGACAUGAAUAGUCUAUUCCAGCAUGUUGGAGUAUUGAGGCCACAUGAGAGUGGAAAAUUCAGUACAAAUCCUGGCUUCCGUCGUAUGCAUGAUGUUGUUCACCAUGACUUAUGGGCAUCCAUCCUAAACUGCUGGGAGACAGAAGCUUCAGAGAGGAAUAGCUCAUGGGACUCACUUGAAGCAUUUGCAAAAUCAAAACCAAUGCCGGAGAUGAUAGUCGAGAUGUCAGAAAGUAUUGUGGAGAAGUAUAUCGCAACCUCCAAGACAGUAAGCAGUGCAAACCAACUGCCAGCAAAGGAGCGAGAUCGGCGAUUUGAAAACCAAACACUGCAGAACCGUGAUGAACUACUGUAUGUCGACUUGUGUCAUGCAAUGAACUCGGGAGACAUCGGUCGCGUUGAGGCUUCAAUAUUGCCAUGGAUCUACAUGUUCAAGUUGACAGGAAAACCCAAAUAUGCGUAUCAGAUGACACGCUUCAUGAUUUACAUGUGUUAUGUAUAUACAACAGACCUAAGGCAAAUAAUACGUCUGAAUUGGCUAUGCAACCCGACGGGACAAGCAUUCAAGUUUUGUCCUGUCGACUGGCUUGUUGAACGGAACAAUCUGUAUACGAAGGUGAUUUUUGCUGGCAAGGGCUCAAACAGAACAAUUCAACAUAUCAUUCAAGAAUUGCCACUGAUUGAGUUAUACCAAGCAUGUCACGUUAUGGUUGAGAAUGGGUUUCACCUCCAAAACUGCACCAUCAAGCAUGCGCCACCCAACAUGGUGAAAACACUAGAGGAACUCAAGCAGGAAAUACAGAAAUGCUCACCACACAAAACCAAAGCAGGUAGGACCGCUGACUAUGCGGUUUGCAACUGGAUUGCUGCAGGAAUAGAGUUGCUGAUGCAAUACAAAGAAGGAAUUAAAGAGGGUGAAGGUGAUGAACAGGGUGACGGGGUUUUUGCGGAUGAUCUAAUAGGUGAUUAA